AACCGAAGCUGCUCGGACCAGCUGGAGUCUGAGAACCGAACCUUCCUGUGCUCGUGCUCAGACCCGGAGCUCCUACAGAAUGAUGCUGCAGCACCCAGGCCCGUCUCUGGCCGACAUCAGCUGCUCGGCUCUGGUGCCGUGCCUCUCCCCGCCCGGAUCGCUCACCCUGGACGACUUCACCAACUUCACGCCCGUCGUGAAGGAGGAGCUGCGGCUGGCCAUCCAAAGCAAGCGCCUGUCCAACGGGCUCAGCGCCGACGUCAGCUCCGACGGGGCCAGCUCCAGCUCGGACCGAGCCUCGGAGAGGCCCUCGGGCCGGGCUGGGCUCAGGAGAGAGGUGAUGCCGGAGGAGCACGAGAGGAAAAAGAGGAGGAGGGAGAGAAACAAAAUCGCAGCUGCGAAGUGCCGCAACAAGAAGAAGGAGAAGACGGAGUCCCUGCAGAUGGAGUCUGAGAAGCUGGAGAGCGUUAACGCGGAGCUGAAGGCUCAGAUCGAGGAGCUGAAGCAGCAGAAGCAGCAGCUGGUGUACAUGCUGAACCUGCACCGGCCCACCUGCAUCGUCCGCGCCCAGAACGGUCAAACGCCCGAGGACGAGCGCAGGCUUUUCAUCCAGCACAUCAAGGAGAGCUCCUUCCAGCUCCACACCCUCGCCUCCUCCUCAUCUACCUCCACGGUCGCACCCCUGGACGGAGGACUUCUCACCCUCGACGACCUUCACUGUCCCAGUCAGCUCUGA
Messenger RNA from Nematolebias whitei (Rio pearlfish), 736 nucleotides. RefSeq names its product activating transcription factor 3 (gene atf3). Gene Ontology annotation, biological process: regulation of transcription by RNA polymerase II. NCBI's taxonomy places the organism in Eukaryota, Metazoa, Chordata, Actinopteri, Cyprinodontiformes, Rivulidae. The transcript is spliced from 4 exons. The coding region runs from base 80 to 736 and encodes 218 amino acids. The record is from RefSeq and is a predicted model, not a curated record. Gene Ontology annotation, molecular function: DNA-binding transcription factor activity, RNA polymerase II-specific; RNA polymerase II cis-regulatory region sequence-specific DNA binding. Gene Ontology annotation, cellular component: nucleus.